Messenger RNA from Pseudocercospora fijiensis CIRAD86, 558 nucleotides. RefSeq lists its product as uncharacterized. Gene Ontology annotation, molecular function: transcription coregulator activity. Gene Ontology annotation, biological process: regulation of transcription by RNA polymerase II. Lineage: Eukaryota; Fungi; Ascomycota; Dothideomycetes; Mycosphaerellales; Mycosphaerellaceae. Bases 1 to 558 code for a protein of 185 amino acids. Gene Ontology annotation, cellular component: mediator complex. The transcript has a single exon. The record is from RefSeq and is a predicted model, not a curated record.
AUGGCGCCGGCGCAAAAGAUCACGCCGGCGGAGCGCAUUCGCGAGCUGUCAGAUAUCAACAAAGAUGUUGCGGCUAUGCUCGCUUCAGCAGGCCAAGCAGUCCAUGCACUGACGAACCGGCCACUUCACCGCGACGACGAUGAGAUGGACGAUGACACUUCCGCCUCGGUCGACGAUCGCAAGCAGGCUUUCGAAGCUAGCAACACAGAUUUUCUCGAAGCUUUGCAGGGCGUCAUGGCGCGUCUGCGACGACAAGCAUAUGCCUUGGAAGAGGCUGGCAUUAUCACUCCAGAUCCUUAUGCUGCUGGUAGUGAAGGUCUGUCCAAAGCACAGCAACAGAUGCAGGCACAGAACCGGGGGAACAACAAUGCUCCAAAGAUACCGCCGACACAACAGUUGAAUCCAGAGCGCAUCAAGAAUGGUGGGCUAGGCAAUUUUGAUGUCGGCUGGUUGAAUAGUCGCGGUAACAAGGUCGGAGCUGAGAAAGAGGCCGAGCUCAUACAAGAAGCUAAAGAGCUUCUUGCGAAGGCAAAGAACAACGGAGAUAGCAUUGGAUGA